This is a messenger RNA of Octodon degus (degu), 564 nucleotides long. RefSeq names its product RNA-binding protein 3. Gene Ontology annotation, molecular function: RNA binding; ribosomal large subunit binding. The transcript has a single exon. Gene Ontology annotation, biological process: positive regulation of mRNA splicing, via spliceosome; regulation of translation. The record is from RefSeq and is a predicted model, not a curated record. Gene Ontology annotation, cellular component: spliceosomal complex. The coding region runs from base 61 to 534 and encodes 157 amino acids. NCBI's taxonomy places the organism in Eukaryota, Metazoa, Chordata, Mammalia, Rodentia, Octodontidae.
AGCGCUUACCCUCCGUGGUUCCUUAUUACUUUCUAAUCUCCAGGAUUUGAAUUCGCUGCCAUGUCUUCUGAAGAAGGGAAGCUCUUCGUCGGUGGGCUCAAUUUCAAUACAGACGAGCAGGCACUGGAAGACCACUUCAGCAGCUUUGGCCCUAUUUCUGAGGUGGUUGUUGUCAAGGACCGGGAAACUCAGCGAUCCCGGGGUUUUGGCUUCAUCACCUUUACCAAUCCAGAGCAUGCCUCAGAUGCCAUGAGAGCCAUGAAUGGAGAGUCCCUGGAUGGUCGCCAGAUCCGUGUGGACCAUGCAGGCAAAUCUGCCCGGGGCACCAGAGGAGGAGGUGCUUUUGGGGCCCAUGGACGUGGUCGCAGUUACUCUAGAGGUGGUGGGGACCAAGGCUAUGGGAGUGGCAGGUAUGACAGUCGACCUGGAGGAUAUGGAUUUGGUUAUGGGCGAUCCAGAGACUAUAGUGGCAGAAGCCAGGGAGGCUAUGACCGAUACUCGGGAGGGAAUUACAGAGACAAUUAUGACAACUGAGCGGCUUGUAGACAUGACAUGCACAAGGAA